Messenger RNA from Phaethon lepturus (White-tailed tropicbird), 765 nucleotides. RefSeq names its product nuclear receptor interacting protein 2 (gene NRIP2). NCBI's taxonomy places the organism in Eukaryota, Metazoa, Chordata, Aves, Phaethontiformes, Phaethontidae. Gene Ontology annotation, molecular function: aspartic-type endopeptidase activity. The record is from RefSeq and is a predicted model, not a curated record. The transcript is spliced from 6 exons. The coding region runs from base 1 to 765 and encodes 254 amino acids. Gene Ontology annotation, biological process: proteolysis.
AUGAGCACAAGGAAGAGCUGCCCCCUGCCACUGGGGCAAGAAGACCAUGAGGAAAAGCAGAAUGAGGGUAGUCCUGACCUGGAGCGACCCGAGUGUGAGGUGGAGCUGAGGAACAAAGCUAUUCUGCAACAGAAGAGGCGCCUUAAACAGGCCACCCAGUUUGUGCACAAGGACUCUGCUGACCUGCUGCCCCUGGACGGCUUGACAAGGCUUGGCACCUCCAAGGACCUGCAGCCACAUAGUGUGGUCCAGCGGCGCCUCUUGGAAGGCAAUCUGAACAAGCUGCGGGGCGAGACCAGGGUUCAGUCUGCAUGGGUUCAAUCUCCACUGGCAAAAGACCAGGAUGAAAAGAUGGAAAAGGGAGAGGACAGGAGAAAAGAGACUUCAUCCCUGCUAAUACAGUGCCAGUGCCAAGGUCAGGUAUUGAAAGCGACUGUUAACACUGGGUGUCUACCAAAUCUCAUCUCCAAGAGCUGUUUAAACCAGCUGGGGCUGGAAGAAAUGUCUGCCAUGGACUGUGGAGACCUCUCUCUUCCCAUCUCCAGCGUUGUUGGCCGAGUAGAACAUAUGGAGUUGCAAUUUGGGCACAAGACAGUGCUGUGUUCAGCACUGGUCGUAGAUGAUGAAAUGCUGGAGUUUUGCAUUGGUCUCCAGACCCUGUUGUCUCUCAAGUGUUGCAUCGACCUGGAGGAAGGAGUCCUGAGAUUUAAAGCACUGAGUCAAGAGCUGCCUUUUCUACAUGCCUCUGAAGAGCCUGGUCAGUGA